This is a messenger RNA of Hyalella azteca, 420 nucleotides long. Its product is annotated as membrane-spanning 4-domains subfamily A member 18-like. The record is from RefSeq and is a predicted model, not a curated record. Lineage: Eukaryota; Metazoa; Arthropoda; Malacostraca; Amphipoda; Hyalellidae. The transcript has a single exon. The coding region runs from base 1 to 420 and encodes 139 amino acids.
AUGGGGAAAGAAAUUAGAAAUAAGAUCUCGAUCGCUAUCGAAAAAGUCAGGAUAUUUGCUGGACCUCUGACCAGCUCUGCUGGACCUCUGACCAGCUCUGCUGGACCUCUGACCAGCUCUGCUGGACUUAUGACCAGCCCUGCUGGACCUAUGAUCAGCUCUGCUGGACCUCUGACCAGCUCCGCUGGACCUCUGACCAGCUCUGCUGGACCUAUGACCAGCUCUGCUGGACCUCUGACCAGCUCUGCUGGACUUAUGACCAGCUCUGCUGGACCUAUGAUCAGCUCUGCUGGACCUCUGACCAGCUCUGCUGGAUCUCUGACCAGCUCUGCUGGACCUCUGACCAGCUCUGCUGGACCUCUGACCAGCUCUGCAGGACCUCUGACCAGCUCUGUUGGACCUCUGAAGUGCUCUGUAUGA